This is a messenger RNA of Daphnia magna, 1104 nucleotides long. It is a transcript of the gene Taf12, whose product is annotated as transcription initiation factor TFIID subunit 12. The coding region runs from base 646 to 996 and encodes 116 amino acids. The transcript is spliced from 3 exons. Gene Ontology annotation, biological process: DNA-templated transcription initiation; RNA polymerase II preinitiation complex assembly. NCBI's taxonomy places the organism in Eukaryota, Metazoa, Arthropoda, Branchiopoda, Diplostraca, Daphniidae. The record is from RefSeq and is a predicted model, not a curated record. Gene Ontology annotation, cellular component: SAGA complex; transcription factor TFIID complex; SLIK (SAGA-like) complex. Gene Ontology annotation, molecular function: protein heterodimerization activity; TBP-class protein binding; DNA binding.
UACGUCGAUCGAUUGAUUGUAAUCUGAUUGAGAUCGGGGCUCAAAAAUGUUCACCCGAACGCCCUUUGCCGCAAACGGCAAAAAAUUGCGACGCAAACGGCGCAAUUUUUCAAAAUAGGGUGAAUUUAAAACAUGAAUAACAAAUUCCCAAAUUGCACCGUCAUUUUGAUUUUGUUCCCAAAAAAUCGGGAAUGAAAAGGAGUCCUAGUGGAUUUACUUUUCUAGCACACGAACUGAUAAUUUAAAAAAUCUAAAAAUAAAAAAAGGUUUUUUGCCCUAUCACCCCUGUAGACGACCGGCCUCCUAGACUAGCGAACCUAGCGUGGAAUCCUGAAACCACUUAGUAAACACCCGCCGUUUUCCCCUACAGAGACUGGCACGGCGAUCGUGUACCUUGCUAUUAUAUCGUGCUAAUGUAUUCAGUAUUCACUACCUAUUUUGUGGCAGCAGGGAUCUUGGCCGUGUAACAUACAGUGAGGAUACUGUUUGCUAUCUCUUUGGGAAACGCUAUAGGAUUAUUAGCCUUGAUGAAAAUUCAACUCUAUGAAAUUUUUCCCUAUAAAGUGUAUAAACUAGUACCCAGAACAAGUUCAUAGAGACGCUCUUGACGAAUAAAAUUUGGUAGUGCUAUCAACUUCAAAAUAAAUGUCGCAGAACGCUUCAGGUUCGUCAUCAACAAACUACUCAAAUGCACAGAAUUCGAGUUCAACCAGUGGAGGAAAUAACGAGAACCAGGUUCUUACAAGGAGCAGACUUCAAGACUUGGUUAGAGAAGUAGACCCCAAUGAGCAGUUAGAUGAAGAAGUUGAGGAGCUAUUGUUGCAAAUUGCUGAUGAUUUCAUUGAGUCUACAGUGAAUGCUUCUUGCCAACUUGCCAAACACAGACAAGCUACUGCGCUAGAUGUGACUGAUGUUCAGAUGCAUUUAGACAAUGGAAUAUGUGGAUUCCUGGCUUUGGAACAGAUGAGCUUAGGCCGUAUAAAAGGGCGCCUGUAACCGAAGCUCAUAAACAACGAAUGGCUUUAAUAAGGAAGCAAAUGAAAAAAUUUUAAAUUCCUGUGGAUCGAUUUUGUGAGCAAGGUGAAUAAAAAUGUAUGACUUUUA